Cygnus atratus (black swan) is the source of this 5400-nucleotide messenger RNA. It is a transcript of the gene RFTN2, whose product is annotated as raftlin family member 2. Lineage: Eukaryota; Metazoa; Chordata; Aves; Anseriformes; Anatidae. The coding region runs from base 388 to 1698 and encodes 436 amino acids. The transcript is spliced from 9 exons. The record is from RefSeq and is a predicted model, not a curated record.
ACCCAGUCAGUCUAGAAGGACAAACAAAGCACUAUUGGUGUCCUCUGCAAGGGAGCACUGAUAGGGGGCUGGCUGUAAAUUGACGUGGCAUGGAAAAUCUCUGCUAGUUUCUAGCAGCUCUAACAUCGCUGCAAAAUCAAGCCUACUCAUACUAAGUUUGUAGCUUGAAAACAUUACAGGCUUACUGUUUAUAUAUACAUAAAAGAAAAUGAAUGGAAAGUAUCCUCGCCUUUUGAUUUGGGAAGCAGACUUUUUCUGUAUUUGGAUUUAUGGCUAAUAGAAAACAAAAUCAAAGGGAAUUGGUUACUUUUUUUUUUUUUGUGAGAGCAGCAGAUCUCGUUGCUCCCCCCUCCUUUUCCUGUGAUUUAAUCAUUUGCAGAUCUUGCCAUGGGGUGCGGACUGAGAAAGCUGGAAGACCCAGAUGAUAGCAGCCCUGGAAAAAUUUUUUCUACAUUGAAGAGACCACAAGUUGAAACAAAGACGGAUUCUGCUUAUGAAUAUGUAUUGCUGGAUUUUACUUUAGAAGCUUCCUCAAAUCCUGAAGUUAUCAAAAUCAGUUCUGUGUUGGAUAUAGCAUCUAAGGUGGAAGAAUAUUACGACGAAGGAUAUGUUGUAGGAGCUAUUCAUCCUAUUCUACUGCCAAUUGGAUGUAGAAGGAAUUUCCCUGCAAGUCAUAUGUAUCGGGUGGUACUUUCAAGAUUAAAAUUAAGCCAGAAGCAUGCAGCACCCAGAGAACAAAGGCACCCCAGGCUGGUGAUUGAGGAAUGUCCUUUAACGUAUGAAACACUGACAAAUGAGGUAGUGAAAGAACUUUUAGAAAAGGUUAAUGAAGCAGCUAAAAGAGGAAAGAAGUUUGUGGGCUUUGUAACACAACAUUUUCCUCAACCUAAAGCCUGUAAUGGAACAAGCACAGAUGGAAGUGCAGAGCUGGAAUCAACACUAGGCAGAAGACACAGGGAACCCAGAAGAAUAAUUUCUGAUGAAGACUACAAAAACUGGAAUGAAAGGUCACUGUGUGGUCACUCUAUUGAGAGUGGGAAUGAAAAGGAAAUGCAAGCAGAGAGUGGACUGUUACAGGAUGCAGAUUUCCAGUUUGGAAAAGAAGUCAGUCCUAUUAAGCCACAAGAAGGAGACGACAAGCUGUAUAUAGUCUUCAAUGUUUUUGAUGAUGACUCUACCUGCUGGACCUAUCAUGAGGGCAUCUUGUCCAUGAAAGUAACAAGAAAGGGACCAGUUAUUAGUACACUGGAAGCAGACUGGCUAGAACUAACUACAUUUUAUUAUAAACAAGGAUUGUCCUUAACUGAUUCUUUUGUACACUGGGAAACUUCUAAAGGUGAUUAUUCGCCCAAAUCUUUAGAAGGAAUACUUAUCUACGAAGAAGAAGGUGCUGGGGUUCCAGGUUCUAACAGGAAAGGAAAUGAUGCAAUAGUAGUUGAACAAUGGACAGUUAUUGAGGGGUGUGAAAUUAAAACAGAUUACGGACCUUUAUUGCACACACUGGCUGAGUUUGGAUGGCUCCUGACCUGUGUCCUGCCUACACCUAUUGUACGACAUGACAGUGAAGGAAACCUGGCCACAAAGCAAGUUGUUUUUCUUCAGAGACCUGUUAUAUGGAAUUCUGCUGUCCAGAUGCCAGAGGUGGAUGAAGUUGGCUAUGCUGCAAGCAUUUGUUUAGAAGCCUUCAGGAAGUCCUAAGUGAGCUGACUCAACUCCUGCAUCUAUUGCACAUGAAAAAGAUGACAUUUUUUUGACCUCUGAAAUGUCUAUUUUCAUGGCUGUAGCAGAAUACAAGCGUCAAGCUGUGCAAGGGGCUCUGUAAUCUGGGGGUUACCAGGGUGAAGGAGUGUUAGCCAUUGCUGUGUGAGUCAAAGUAUGUGACAGAAAUAUACAACUUAAAAUUCCUACAGCUGAUCUUCAACAUCUACCUGUCCCCUCUAAGUGAGAUUCCCGUAACAGUGGUUGUAUAAAAGUACUUCGAGGAUGAAAUGACUGGUAGUCAUCACAUCCUGCUCAGCCAGGGUCACAACAGCGGUGGCACCUGUACAGUGCUAUAGCAAAGCCUGCUGUGGCCAGGGGAGGAUAACCGGUGGGUUCUUCCUUACCAAGGCUUUCUACACCCUGGGGUGGGUUUUCCCUUUUAUUUGUUUUUCAGUGGCUAUUCCAUCUUCAGCUAAUCAACUUUCUUCUCCUGUGGUAGCCUUUUAAGGAGCUAUGGAAGCUGUAGGCAUUUUGACUCAGGCCCAGCACUGGAGCAGUAACUUCACAAAUUCUGUCUGUCAUGAUACUAUUACUUUUAUGAAGCAGUGGUGUCUAUCCUUUUCUUUCCCCACCUGUAUAAAUGUUUCACGAGACUCUAAAUAGCUGGAAUUCAUAUUUGAUCUUUCCAGCUUAUAUGCAGACUGCUGUCAUCAUCCAUAUUUUCCUCUGAUUAGUGUUUCUAAAAUACACUCUUCCUUUUUUGUUCUUCUCCAGACUUCUGCUUGUCUCCAGCCUAACCUCCUAACGCUGUGUCCCCUUAUAAUUAAUUCUUCCAUGCCUGGAAGAAUGGCAUUCAACAUGAAAAAUGGGAAUUUAAUUGCACAUCUCCAUCACAGUCUCAGUUCCUAGCUAGGUGUUGUAUGCUGUCUUUAAUUUAUUUUCCUCAUCUACAAAAUUUGAGCUCCUAUUUUUUUUCCACAUCAGUAUUCUGUGCAGUCUCCCUUGCCAAUGUUUCAGUCAUCCAUUCAUGCCCUUCUCCAAAUUCUGCCAGUUCCUCUUGCAGUUUUCUUUCAGUUUCCCGUGUGUACCACUUACCUUUGGCUUUUUGCUUUCAAAGCUUACAGUCCCUGCUCUCUUGUCUUUGUCAUCUCUUCUUUUUUUGGAACAUAGUUUUGUUGGUAUCAGUGUUGUAAGUGUAUAAAAAUAUGCUAUUUUAUGUCAGUCACGAUCAAAUAAAGUCAAAAUUCUCCUGAUGUUUCCCAACCUUUUAUUGCUAUGUAUAAUAAGUGCACGGACUCCUGAUGUGAAUACUCUUUCCUUGGUAGCUGUAAAAAAAAGGUAUUUCUAACUACAAGCUCCUCUUAAAGGACAGUGUAACUACAUGACUCAAGUUAGAAGGAUUAAUACUGGAUUCUGCCAGGAGACACUGUAAUACAAAACACUUCUGUAAAAACAUUCAUUGUCAGGAAUUGAUGAAUCUUUGAGAUGUGUUUUAAAUUAAAAUUAGAGGAAUCCUUGUGUUUGCUGUUUAAAUUCUGUUGCCUAAUUGUGAGGUGGUUAGUACUGGAAUGACCUUUAUAUUCUUUAUUUUUACAAGUAUAACGGUACCUGUGUUCUGUGGUCAUUGUUUCACUGGAUUGUAAUGCAAAACCUUUGAGUUAAGCAUUAAGAUAGUGGAAGUAAACAAAUAGCUGGUUUGUAGCCAUGUACAUCAGGAUUAUUGUAUUAAAGUCUGAAGAGACACAGUAUCUAAAUGUGCCCCUUAAGUACCAGCGAAUAAGCGAAUAUCUUACUUCUGCAACAGGAAAUCUCAGUAUGAUGAGGUUAUGUUACCAUGGGAUAAAUAGGUAGCUCAGGAUAAAGCUAGAACAUGUACUAAAGUAGCAUUUACCCUCUGUUUUUCCAAUCAUGUAGGUUUUCCCCUAAAUCUUAAUCUCUUCAUUUAUGUAUUUAUAUAUUACCAAAAUGUCUGAAUUGGCAAAACAGCAUAUUACCUUUAUUCAUAGAUGAGGUAAUCUGUUGAUUUGUUAACAAUACCUAACUGGUAUAGCACGUCAUGCUAGAUUUGCAUGGAAUAGCUAGAUUUCAGGUAUGAAACAAGCUACUGAAAUCUGAAAGCAUUCAGUAUUAACUUUUAAUAUUAACUAUUAACUUUUGCUCUAGAAAUUGUAAUAAAUAUAUUUAAAAUAAUACAUGGACAGGGACAACAGAGUUGUGGAAUUUUAUCAAACAAACCUUUGAAAACAUUUUAGUAAAAAAGUUUAACUCCUGUGAUUCUACAUUGUUGGUCAUGACACUUUCACUUGCAUUUACACUGACUGCAUUUCUUGCUGUUUUAAAAAAAUAAAAUCAUCAUGUCCAUAAUUCAGGAUGCUUUUGAAACACAAAACUACUGCAGAUAUCUAAAAUAUUUUAAUUUCCAAACUAAAUAAAAUGCAUCAGUUUGUCUAUUUAUGCGUAUCCUUAAUGUGUUGGUAACUCGGAUAUCUUGAGAAGAAUACUAACUUUAGGAGAGCCAACCUACAAAACCAACAAGGCUUUUUUUAAGAAAGCAAUUCAGCGUUAGAGGAUGCCUACAUGAGAGUGUCUCACACCCUCAGAGCCUGAUCACGUUGCAGCUGCCUGCAGUGUGGCAGGGUCUGGCUGUGGCACAGCUUUGUCCCCCAGGCAUGUCCAGCUCCUGGACCCCUGUGACUUGCCUUCUGGGGGCUGGCAGUACACGGUACUAGCUGCUUUGUGUACUCAAGGUCGGUUUUGUUGUAGGUUUUUUCUUUUUUUUUCCUUGUGAGGUUGAAGUUGCCAUUUCUAAAGGAACUUUUAAUUCAGUAAGAAUUGAGGGAACUCCUCUGUUACCUGGCCUGAUAUUCCCACAGGGUCUCUUUUCAGAAAAGUGUGUGUUUCAAGUCCUCACAGAUCCUAUCUCUGCCUUCUUGUAUAUUUGCUGGUUAGUGCAUUAUGAUCUGGCUUGCAAUUUAUGUAAUGGUUCAAAGGCCUCUUGGAUUUAGAAGGGCAAUAUUGUCUCAGUGAGUUCUUUAUUACACACCAUUUGCUUUUCUAAGAAAAUAGUUCAGAGGAGACCUGAGACUGAACUGCACACGUACUUGAGGGAUUUCUCUUUUUUAUUUCCUUUAGGCAGACUUCUCCAUCCUCUUACUGUGGCAUCUAGGCAAAGCUUAUUUCCUUCUGUUUCUCCUGAGGCAACACUAUUUCCCCUUAGUCUGAUUUCCCGAUGUCUCCUGUAACGGUUUCCCUUAAAUACAUUUCCUUUAGCCACAAGCGCCAUUGUUUUUACUGUUUCAAAAGAGUUUGGGAAAAAUGUUACAGAUGUAUAGAAGGGGGGCAAAGAGCUGGCACAAACAGUUGUAAUUUUGGUUUGGUCAGAGUCAGACAUGUACGUUAGGUGCAAAAAUAAAGCUUUCUUCAAACAGCUGAAUUUAGCAUGGGUUAAGACUUGUAAAUCACUCUGUGUCUGCCAAGUAAAGCAUAGGAAUUGAGCAUUGCCAAAAUAAUUGCUUUUUCUUAGCAUUUGCUUACGCUUUCUUGAAUCUUGACUGUCCUGUAUCUUUUGCAUCUCUCCUUAAAUAUCUUUAUAGAGAACAAAAUGUAUCUCUUAGGAUUUUUCUCGAGAGGAGUUCAUAAUUUAAGCCAGUGUUAAAUGCUGCCUUAUGUUAAAAUGCAGCUCACAUUAAAUUCGUACAU